AUGACAUCUUUAUUUAAAAUUGUUUGUUACGCACUUGAAAAAUUACCAUCAAUUUCUAAAACUAUUUAUCGAGGAGUAAAAAUAGAUCUGAGUGCUCAAUAUCCAGUAGGAAAAACAUUUGUUUGGUGGAGUUUUUCAUUAUGUACGGCUUCAAUAGAAGUACUUCAAUCUGAACACUUUCUUGGAAAAACAGGGAGUGGAACUCUAUUUAAUAUUGAUUGUAAUUCUGGAAAAGAUAUUCGACAACAUUCAUUCUUUCCAACGGAAGAUGAAAUAUCACUUAUUGCUGUUCGACAAUUUAAAGUGGUCUCGUGUCUUGAUUCGGGUAAUGAUCUUCAUAUAAUUCAAUUGAAAGGAAUGAAAUCAGAUCAUCCUCUUCUAUGA
Messenger RNA from Rotaria sp. Silwood2, 384 nucleotides. Lineage: Eukaryota; Metazoa; Rotifera; Eurotatoria; Philodinida; Philodinidae. The record is from the annotation of a GenBank genome assembly.